AUGGAUGUGUCAAAUGAAGCGAGAGAUUUAGCCGAACCAUUGGUGGUUCCGGCUGUCUCUGAGCGUAAGCAUCCGACAAACGUCGGACUCGAGAGCAUUUUAACAGAGACUUCACUUCCUUACCGGUGGCGCGUGUACUUAGGCGCUGGCAUAGAGAUGAAACUCCUUUUCCGGCUGGCACUUCCGGCGAUACUUGUCUACGUAAUCAACAACGGAAUGAGUAUUUCGGCUCGUGUUUUCGCCGGACAUCUCGGCGGUAAAGAACUCGCCGCUGCAUCACUCGGAAACAGCUGCUUCAAUCUCGUCUAUGGCCUCAUGUUGGGUAUGGGUAGUGCUGUGGAGACACUAUGUGGACAAGCAUAUGGUGCCCACCGGUACGAGAUGCUUGGGAUCUAUCUCCAAAGAGCAACACUUGUUCUCGCCCUAGUUGGCUUGCCCAUGACGGUACUAUACACCUUCUCGUACCCCAUUCUUCUCCUCUUAGGCGAGCCCAAAACGGUAUCGUACAUGGGAUCCAUGUACAUCGCCGGACUUAUCCCUCAGAUCUUCGCUUACGCCGUCAACUUCACUGCCCAAAAGUUCCUCCAAGCACAGAGCGUAGUAGCCCCCAGCGUGUACAUCUCAGCCUUCGCACUCCUCAUCCAGCUAUCGUUGACGUGGAUCACCGUUUAUGUAAUGGACAUGGGACUUAUGGGCAUAGCCUAUGUUCUUACUAUCUCUUGGUGGGUUAUAGUUGGGGCUCAGAGUUUUUACAUUGUGGUUAGUCCGAAGUUCAGACACACGUGGACUGGUCUUAGUUGGAGAUCGUUCCAAGGUCUUUGGAGCUUCUUCAAACUAUCUGCUGGCUCUGCUGUUAUGAUUUGUCUGGAAAUGUGGUAUUCACAGAUUCUUGUUCUUCUUGCCGGUUUGCUCAAAGAACCUGCACGCUCUCUUGAUUCUCUCUCCAUCUGCAUGUCAAUUUCAGCAUUAUCCUUUAUGGUUUCCGUUGGUUUCAACGCGGCUGCAAGUAUACGAACAAGUAAUGAGCUUGGAGCAGGAAAUCCGAAAUCAGCAUUGUUCUCUACAUGGACCGCGACUUUUGUUUCCUUCUUGAUCUCUGUGGCGGAGGCACUCGCCGUGAUAUGGUCACGUGAUUACGUCAGCUACAUUUUCACGUCGGACGUUGACGUCGCUGAAGCCGUUUCUGAGCUCUGUCCUUUUCUCGCCGUCACCAUCAUUCUCAACGGAAUUCAACCUGUCUUGUCCGGAGUGGCAGUGGGAUGUGGAUGGCAGACAUACGUGGCAUAUGUGAACGUUGGUUGUUACUAUAUUGUUGGUAUUCCCGUUGGCUGUAUUCUCGGCUUCACUUUCAAUUUUCAAGCCAAGGGAAUAUGGACAGGAAUGAUUGGAGGUAGCCUCAUGCAAACACUCAUCUUACUCUACGUCACGUAUCGAACAGAUUGGGAUAAAGAGGUGGAAAAGGCUAAGAAACGUUUGGAUAUGUGGGACGAAAAGAAGGAGCCUCGCCAAAACUAGCCUAGUUUAUAACAAGUGCGGAGGAGUAAAAGGAAAGUAAAGAAAAGAUAGCAAAGUGUUGUAUCUUGAGGUGAU
This is a messenger RNA of Capsella rubella, 1590 nucleotides long. RefSeq names its product protein DETOXIFICATION 39. The coding region runs from base 1 to 1515 and encodes 504 amino acids. Lineage: Eukaryota; Viridiplantae; Streptophyta; Magnoliopsida; Brassicales; Brassicaceae. The record is from RefSeq and is a predicted model, not a curated record. Gene Ontology annotation, biological process: xenobiotic detoxification by transmembrane export across the plasma membrane. Gene Ontology annotation, cellular component: membrane. The transcript has 8 exons. Gene Ontology annotation, molecular function: antiporter activity; xenobiotic transmembrane transporter activity.